CUGUCAGCGAUGUAUGCAACAGCGUUCAGUAGCUGAGCUGUGUUGCGACCUCACCAUGCACAUCCACUGGAAGCUGAUUACGCUGAUACUUGCACUGACUCUCGAUGGCCGUGUUCAUGCAGGGCAAAUCUUUGGAGGCCAUGAGGCUGUGGCACAUAGUCGGCCGUACAUGGUGGUUUUGGACCUGCACAAACAGGAUGGAAGAAAAACAAACUGUGCCGGCUUCCUGUUGAAUGAGGAUUUUGUGAUGACCGCAGCCCACUGCCAAGCACAGUCCUAUACAGUCAAACUAGGAGUUCACAAUAUCCACAACAACAAUGAAAUACAGUGUGUGUCUGUGCAACAGACAUUUCCACAUAAAGACUACAAUGAAACUGGUUACAGAAAUGACAUAAUGCUUCUUAAGUUGAGCUCCAAGGCAAACUUCAGCAACCAUGUGAAACCCAUUGCUCUCGCAGGCCAAGCUGAUGACUCUCUGCCUAAAUCGUGCAUAGUCUCCGGCUGGGGAAUAACAGACAAGAAUAGUAAAUUCAUGUCUGACGUACUCAUGGAGGUCAACGUAACACUCAUUGACAAUAAGCAGUGUGCUAAGGACAACUUGUACUGCUCUGAGGGAGAAACUGGACCGCGUAAGGGAGACUCUGGGGGUCCACUGGUCUGCGAGGACGGAAAGGCAUACGGGGUGGUGUCCUCCUGCUUCAAACCAAACUCAGGCGGCCCGCUGAUCUAUUCUUUCGCUAAGAUUUCUGACUACAGAAGCUGGAUCGAUCUGAUCGUCAAAAAUGCUUGAAAAAGAUCCAAUACGUGCAGCAUUUGAUUGAUCAGUUCACAUCAUCUGACUACACAGUAGUUUGGUUCAGUAGUGUAAUAUUGGAGAGCUGAAAACUGAUGCUUCUAUCAUGACUGACUCCAUCACAAGACUUCUGGGCAUGCUUGCUUUGAACAGAUUUAAUGAACACAUGUUUUGUUUGCAGGUAUAUCAAUGAUUUGGUUCAUUUAAGAAAGUGAGAUGUGGCUUUUUAUGGUACAGAUGUUUUUUUUUUGUUUUUUUGCAACUUUAUUGUCAGACAAAUUAGAAAUAUAAACUAAGCACAUACAGGUUUUUUUUUUUAAGGCUGGACUUAACACAAAUUAAACAUGCAUUAAAAUCACGAAGUGUACACUUAAUAGUGUUUAAUAGAUGCGAUAUAUGUGAUAUUAGAUAUUGUACGCCAUCCUGCUCUUAAAUAUGACAUUAUAUUCAUUAAAUGCAUCACCGCUUUGUGCAUCAUCUCUUGGACUCAAUCAAAUGAGGAACAGGAUCCUGUAAGUUUGUUUUGUUCCAUCUUUUUAAUAAACUGUUGCUCUCA
Chelmon rostratus (copperband butterflyfish) is the source of this 1349-nucleotide messenger RNA. RefSeq names its product granzyme B(G,H). The record is from RefSeq and is a predicted model, not a curated record. The coding region runs from base 14 to 790 and encodes 258 amino acids. The transcript is spliced from 5 exons. Gene Ontology annotation, biological process: proteolysis. Gene Ontology annotation, molecular function: serine-type endopeptidase activity. NCBI's taxonomy places the organism in Eukaryota, Metazoa, Chordata, Actinopteri, Chaetodontiformes, Chaetodontidae.